This is a messenger RNA of Physella acuta, 3221 nucleotides long. RefSeq names its product glutamate [NMDA] receptor subunit 1. NCBI's taxonomy places the organism in Eukaryota, Metazoa, Mollusca, Gastropoda, Physidae. Gene Ontology annotation, molecular function: ligand-gated monoatomic ion channel activity; signaling receptor activity. The record is from RefSeq and is a predicted model, not a curated record. Gene Ontology annotation, biological process: monoatomic ion transport. Gene Ontology annotation, cellular component: membrane.
UAGAUAUAGAUCUAAGUAAUUUUAUCUUAUCGUUUUGAAAGAAACUGAAUGAAACAAAAACCAAUACUCAAAAGCUAGUCUAGAGCAGACUUGAAGUGUCAAGUAAACGAGUGGACUAAUGUGACAGAAUGGCCUCACUGCCCAAGUAUAUUGUGCUGUGGCCAAUCUUCUUGCUCAGCUGUCUUGUGAUAACUGUCUACACUAGUGAGACCCAGUAUAUUACUAUUGGAGCAUCCCUGAGCUCUGAAAGAAUGGAGAAUGAAUUUCGCAGAGCUGUUGCAAAUCUGAAUCGUCAUAGACAUCUGCAUUUUAAUGCCACUACCAUUCUAAUGGAUAGUAACCCAAUCAGAUCCGCAUUGGACAUCUGUGAUAAAUUGUUGGCUCAGCAUGUCUUCACUGUGGUGGCAUCUCACCCAAACUCAACUGACCACUCGCCCAUCUCUGUCUCCUACACCUGUGGCUUCUACAACAUCCCAGUGGUGGGCAUCUCUGCUAGAGACUCAGCCUUCUCAGAUAUGAAUGUGCACAAGAUGUUUCUGCGUACUGUACCGCCAUAUUCCCACCAGGCAGAUGUCUGGGUUGAGAUUGUUAGCAACCUCACCUGGCACAAGGUCAUCUUUCUCUACAGUGCUGAUGAGGAGGGGAGGGCUAUUUUAAGUCGAUUUCAAACAUUGGCAGAAAAAAAAAACAUCAGAAUCGAGCCAUCUAUAAAAUAUGCUCCUGGUGAAAGCUCCUAUAGAUCUGUCCUUGAACCAAUCUUAAAGUGUACAUCUAGAGUCAUUCUGUUUUCUGCCUCUGCAGAAGACGCCUAUGUUAUAUACCAAGAUGCAGAAAGGCUUGGCAUGACGGGGGAAGACUGGGCCUGGAUAGUGUCAGAACAGGCUUUUGAAGUGGAAAAAAUCCCUGUUGGGUUUUUGGGUGUUCAUCUUGUCAAUGGCACCAAUGAGGUGAACCACAUCAGAGAUGCUGUGGAAGUGAUUGGCCACGCCUUCCAUCAUCUGAUGGCAGCAGAAAACAUAUCCAACCCACCCACUGGAUGCAAUGAGACAAACUCUUGGGAGAGUGGCAAUAGGGUUUAUGAUGCCUUGAAGAAAACGGCCAUGCUGGGAGAGACGGGUCAAGUAAGCUUCAGUGAGGAGGGUGACCGGCUGAACCCCAUGUAUGAGAUCCUGAAUGUUAAUGGCAAUGGGAUGAAGAUGUCUGUAGGACUCUAUGGCCACAAGACUGAGCCAUCUUGGGGCCUGAGGAUGAAGCUGUAUAACCUGACUUGGCCAGGGAACACACAUGUCAAGCCAAAAGGUGAAAAGAUAUCAAGAAACCUGAGGAUUGUGACUCUCAAAGAGAAACCAUUUGUGGAAGUGCUUCCAUUACCCAAAGAUGGCCACUGUAUUCCUGUCAAGCCAGCUAAACAUGCCUUUCCUUGUAAAAAUGGCACACAGGACCACUGCUGUAUGGGCUACUGUAUGGAUAUGCUGGCAAAGAUAUCUGAAAAAGUUCACUUUAAUUUCACCAUUCAUCUCAGCAAAGAUGGCCUGUUUGGAUCUUUUGAAAAGCAUAAUUCAUCAGAGAAAAAGUACUGGAAUGGCAUGAUGGGUGAAUUGAUGCGUCAAGAAGCAGAUCUCAUUGUGGCACCCCUGACCAUUAACCCGGAGAGGGCCAAUGAUAUUGACUUUACUAAACCUUUUAAAUACCAGGGACUAAACAUUCUAGUUAGAAAAACACAGAAAGAUUCCAGCCUGGCAUCAUUCUUGCAACCAUUUCAAGACACACUUUGGAUCCUUGUUGGUCUCUCUGUGCAUGUUGUGGCCCUGGUCCUCUAUUUACUUGACCGCUUCUCUCCCUUUGGCCGGUUUAAGCUGGCCAAAAGUGAUGACACAGAAGAGGAUGCUCUAAACCUGUCCAGUGCCAUGUGGUUCUCAUGGGGCGUUCUCUUAAACAGUGGCAUUGGUGAAGGUACACCUAGGAGUUUUAGUGCCCGUGUGUUGGGGAUGGUUUGGGCAGGUUUUGCUAUGAUUAUUGUGGCUUCCUAUACUGCUAAUCUGGCAGCUUUUUUGGUUUUGGAUCGGCCUGAAGCCCUGAUUUCUGGCAUUGAUGAUCCUAGGUUGCGUAAUCCUAAUGAAAAGUUCAAGUAUGCCACAGUUAAAGGUAGUGCUGUAGAGAUGUAUUUCAAAAGGCAGGUAGAGCUGUCAACAAUGUAUAGAAACAUGGAAGGUCAAAAGAAAUAUUUAACUGCUGAAGCUGCCAUUGAAGAUAUUCGUAAAGGUGAGCUGCAAGCCUUCAUCUGGGACUCCCCUCGCCUGGAGUAUGAAGCUGCCAGCGACUGUGACCUGACCACAGCAGGGGAUCUCUUUGGGAGGUCAGGUCUAGGGAUUGGUCUGCCAAAGAACAGCCCCUGGACACACGAAGUAUCAAUGGCAGUUUUAGACAUGCAUGAAAGUGGCUUUAUGGAAGAUUUAGACAACCGAUGGAUUCUAGUGGACAGCAAGUCCUCCUGUCCUGAGAGUAACUCUGCUCCAGCUACCCUAGGUUUAACCAACAUGGCAGGAGUUUUUAUGAUGGUGGCUGGAGGCAUUGUGGCUGGUGUCCUUCUCAUAUUUAUAGAAAUAGCCUACAAGAGACACAGAGGACUGAAAGAAAAAGAACUUGAACUGGCUCGAAAUGCUGCAGACCGCUGGCGUGGAAACAUUGAGAAAAGAAAGAAGCUGAGGCAGACUUGGCAGUAUCUACAUGCCCUGCGAGAUUCUCAAGAGUUAGCAUUCAAGUAUGAAGAAAAUAUCUUGAAACGAAGAACUUUGAGGCAAACUUUGCAAAAACAAAAGGAAGAGCAGAUGAGAGUGAAUUCUGUCCAUAAACAGCCCAGUGCCAAACAAAAUCCUUCCCAGCCAGCCAAUGCCACAUCUGUUAAGCUGAACAGCAACAACACCAAACCAUUAGUUCCUCCACCAUACCGUAGACCCUCCCUGCUAGAGGCCACUAGAGAAAGUGACUGCCUCCCUCCCCCACUUCCCAUGGACUAUCGUACACCAGGUUAUGUACCAGCACGCUCUGGACGCACUGUCACAUGGCACAAUCCCUCUCACAAUCCUUCUCUAAGUCCAGAUAACCUUGUUUAAUUUCUUCCAGGCUGACAUUUGUAAAUCAUUGAACAUUUACUAGUUAAUCAACAUUCUCCAAACUUUUUCUUAUUCAUUUCUUGUGAUAAAAACCUGAAUUUUUACAAU